Molecule: messenger RNA, 504 nt
Organism: Scheffersomyces coipomensis
Lineage: Eukaryota; Fungi; Ascomycota; Pichiomycetes; Serinales; Debaryomycetaceae
Exons: 2
Coding region: 178-495 (105 amino acids)
Source: RefSeq, a predicted model, not a curated record
AAAAAAAAAAAAAAAUAAUAAUGAAAAACUUGGAAAAAGUGUCCCUAUAAAUUAUUUUUGUCUUUUCCAUUUAUGUCUAUGUGUUUUUUUUUUUUGAUUUUUAUUUAUUCUUCUAUUUCAUCUUUAUGCUACUAUUAUUAAAUAAUUAUAAUAAUUAUAAUACUUAUUUUUAUUAGUAUGUUAGUGUUAUUAUUUACUGCUGUGUGUUUUUUAUUUAUCUACUUUUUUAUUAUUAUUAUUCUUAUUCUUUUUAUUAUUCUUAUUAUUGGUAACUAUUAUAUUAUAUUAUUAUUUAAAUUAUUUAAAUUAUCUCUCAAUUCUCAAUUGUAUAUUACAUUUGCUUUAGUUUCUUCUUUCUUUUUAUCUCCCUUUUAUUUCAGUUAUAUUGUUAUAGUAUAUCUAUCAAUCUUUUUUUCUAUUGUUUUUUUAUCUUAUCUUAUCUUAUCUUAUCAGACUCUAUUUUACAAUUUCGUUUAUAUAAAUAAAUAUUUAUGAUUGUUAAAA